UCUCAUCAAAAUGAACAACACUCCACCCCACACCCCAUCCAGGCGGCGUGUGUUUGAGCUUGGAUAUGGAUUUAGAUAGCAGCAGCAGCAGCAGUAGCAUAUGCUCGAGUAUCAUUCUACGAUGGAUGCAUUUUAUUAUAUAAUCUCAUCCACAGUUUUAAAAUGUAAAACCCCCAUGCUAUAAUCUAUUAUUUAAUUAGAUAUUAGAUAUUAGUUGCCGAGUUGCUGGCCAAAUGAACGCCUCCUUUAUAAAUAGUAUACUAGUCUCAACAGACACAUGAUAAGAUCGAGAUGGGGAAAGUGGAAGAUAAUGAGGAGGAGAAGAAGAUGGAAAGUAAUAACAGUAACAAUACUACUAGUAUCUUUAGCAGCAGCAGGAGGAGAAGAGCUGGUGUUGCUACGGAUUCUUCACAGCAGGAUCAGGAAGGACUUAAGCUUCAAGUUUACCAUCAAAUCCUGCGCCGCCUUCACCACCAUUCUUCUUCUUCAGACUUUGAUCAUCAACUCUGGGCCCACUUCAAUCGCCUUCCUACCAGGUACGCGUUGGAAGUGAAUGCCGAAAGGGCAGAAGAUGUUCUCACCCACAAGACCCUGCUGCAACUGGCUCAUGAUCCUUCCCAGAGACCCGCCUUUCAUGUUCGUCUUGUUCAGGUUCCUCCUUCACCUGAUAGUAACCAAACAGUUCAUUCAAGCUCUCAAACAAAGGAUCUUAUUGUGCCAAGCAUCCAUCCACCACCUGCUUUUGGUUCUUCUCCAAAUCUUGCUGCCCUUGCAAGUCAAGCUAAUGAUGUUCAGAAUGAGGACAGUUCUAUGAAUGCCUGUGUCAGCUUUUCUCGACCCAUGCAUGAGAUCACCUUUUCAACAGACGACAGGCCUAAGGUGCUCAGUCAGUUGACUUCGCUUCUUGCUGAGGUUGGGCUGAACAUCCUUGAAGCACAUGCUUUUUCCACAGUAGAUGGCUACUCCUUAGAUGUUUUUGUCGUUGAAGGUUGGCCAUUAGAGGAAACGGAGCAGCUGCGAACAGCAUUAGUAAACCAAGUUCAUAAGGCUGAGAAUCAGUCCUGGCCAAAUCAACUACCAUCUUCUCGUCUAGAUGAGCCUGCAAAAACUAGCUUCAGAUGUGAAAAUGAUCAUUUGGAAAUACCUAAUGAUGGGACUGAUGUCUGGGAGAUAGAUUCUCAACAUCUUAUAUUUGAUCGUAAAGUUGCAUCUGGAUCCUAUGGAGAUCUAUACAGAGGUACGUACUGCAGUCAGGAAGUGGCUAUUAAAGUCCUCAAGGCUGAGUGUGUAACUGCAGAGAUGCAGAGGGAGUUUGCCCAGGAAGUAUAUAUAAUGAGGAAAGUUCGGCACAAGAAUGUUGUACAAUUCAUAGGUGCAUGCACAAAACCUCCGAGCCUUUCAAUUGUAACAGGUUUAUUUAUGGUUGAACUGAUUGUAUUGACUUUAGAAUAUAUGAGUGGUGGGAGCGUGUAUGACUAUCUCCACAAACAAAAUGGUACUUUCAAGCUUCCAUCUAUGCUGAAAGUAGCAAUUGAUAUAUCGAAAGGGAUGAAUUACCUGCACCAUAACAAUAUAAUACACAGGGACUUGAAGGCUGCAAAUCUUUUAAUGGAUGAAAAUGAAGUGGUCAAAGUGGCUGAUUUUGGUGUUGCCCGAGUUCGAGCUCAGUCUGGGGUUAUGACAGCAGAAACUGGGACAUACAGAUGGAUGGCUCCAGAGGUUAUAGAACACAAACCGUAUGACCACAAGGCCGAUAUAUAUAGUUUCGGGGUUGUAGUAUGGGAGCUAUUAACCGGAAAGCUUCCCUACGAGAACUUAACGCCAGUUCAAGCAGCUGUUGGAGUUGUCCAAAAGGGGCUGCGGCCAACCAUUCCCAAGCACACUCUUCCAAAGCUUGCUGAGCUUCUUGAGAAUUGCUGGCAGCAAGACCCAGCGUUAAGGCCCGACUUCACUGAAAUAAUAAAGAUAUUACAGCAGAUAGUUAAGGAGGUUGGAGAUGAAGGGGAGAGUCAUCACAAAGAGAAGACAUCUGGUAGAUUUCUUUCUGUCCUCAGGCGGAAUCAUCACUAAACGGAGUAAACUGGUGAUGAUCGGUUCUUAUACAUUUUUUGGUGGCGGUAAUGGCUUAUUAUGUACUACCUAGUGUUAUUUGAUUCAAUAUCUUUCCUGUCCACAGUUGUUUAUUAUAGUCCUGAUUUUUUGUUUAGUUACUACACCAUUUUGUACUGAAGGGUGUUGUUAUCUGAUAAUAUAUAUGUUUGAUAGUUUGAGUGGUACACACCAGAAA
Daucus carota subsp. sativus is the source of this 2287-nucleotide messenger RNA. Its product is annotated as serine/threonine-protein kinase STY46-like. Gene Ontology annotation, cellular component: cytoplasm. Gene Ontology annotation, molecular function: ATP binding; protein kinase activity. The record is from RefSeq and is a predicted model, not a curated record. Lineage: Eukaryota; Viridiplantae; Streptophyta; Magnoliopsida; Apiales; Apiaceae. Gene Ontology annotation, biological process: signal transduction; protein phosphorylation. The coding region runs from base 292 to 2070 and encodes 592 amino acids. The transcript is spliced from 16 exons.